Molecule: messenger RNA, 1161 nt
Organism: Aspergillus steynii IBT 23096
Lineage: Eukaryota; Fungi; Ascomycota; Eurotiomycetes; Eurotiales; Aspergillaceae
Product: glycoside hydrolase 5 family protein
Exons: 3
Coding region: 1-1161 (386 amino acids)
Molecular function (GO): hydrolase activity, hydrolyzing O-glycosyl compounds
Source: RefSeq, a predicted model, not a curated record
AUGAAGUUCUCCCGCUCCUUCGUCACCCUCGCCGGCCUGGUGUCGGCCCAAUUGGCCGCGGGUCUUCCGCAGGCGUCCUCGUCCAGCGUGGCGCCGACGCCGUCCGCCACCCCUGGCUCCUUCGCGUCGACCUCCGGUCUCCAGUUCACGAUCGACGGCAAGACCGGCUACUUCGCCGGGUCGAACUCGUACUGGAUCGGGUUCCUGACCAACGACGACGACGUGGACCUGGUGUUCUCGCACAUGAAAGAGUCCGGGCUGAAGAUCCUGCGCGUCUGGGGCUUCAACGACGUGAACGAAGAGCCGCAGGACGGCACGGUCUGGUACCAGAAGCACGCGGACGGGAAAUCGACGAUCAACACGGGCGCGGACGGCCUGCAGCGUCUGGACGUCGUGGUGUCGUCGGCCGAGAAGCACGGCAUCAAGCUGAUCAUCAACUUCGUCAACUUCUGGGACGACUACGGCGGCAUCAGCGCCUAUCUGAAGGCGUAUGGCGGCGGCGAUGACAAGGCCAACUUCUACGCCAGCGACGAGAUGCAGGCUGCGUACCGCACGUACGUCGAGGCCGUGGUGUCGCGGUACUCCGACUCGGAGGCUGUCUUUGCCUGGGAGCUGGCGAACGAGCCGCGCUGCAAGGGCUGCAAUACCACGGUGCUGUAUGACUGGAUCGAGAGCACUAGCAAGUUCAUCAAGUCGUUGGAUUCGGAGCACAUGGUCUGCAUUGGAGAUGCAGAGGGUUUCGGUCUGGAUGUCCAGUCGGACGGCAGCUACCCCUACCAGUACUCGGAGGGCUCGGACUUUGCGAAGAACCUGGCCAUUGAGACCAUCGACUUCGGCACCUUCCACCUGUACCCGGAUAGCUGGGGCGUGUCCAACCCGUGGGGCAACGGCUGGGUCAGCUCGCACGGCGCAGCCUGCAAGGCGGCCGGAAAGCCGUGUCUGUUCGAGGAAUACGGAGUGACGUCGAACCACUGCGCGCUGGAGAAGCCGUGGCAGAACACGGCGCUGAACACGACGGCCGUGUCGGGCGAUCUGUACUGGCAGUACGGCGACCAGCUGAGCUCGGGACCGUCGCCGGACGACGGAAACACCUUUUACUACGGCACGGACGAGUUCAAGUGCCUGGUGACGGACCAUAUCGAGGCCAUCGGGCGGCUUUAA